AAGAAAGAUACUUAAAUCAUGUUUUUCAUUUCAAUUAAACAUACUACGAUACACUUGAUUUUCACCAUAUCAUUAGCUUUAUAAUCUCUCAUAAAUUCAACCAACAACUUACGAAAAAAACAUCAGUAGUACUAGUGGAGAAAUGGAUUCACAUAUUCUCAUCUACAUUCCUCUCAUACUUGCCCUUUUCAUCUUCAUCAAGCACAUCCUCCACAAACUCCAAAACCUCCCUCCUACUCCUCUCCUCCGCUUCCCCUUCCUCGGCCACCUACACCUCCUCCAAAAACCCCUUCACCGCUCCCUCGCCGUCAUCUCCCGCCGCCACGGCCCGGUGGUCCUCCUCCACCUCGGCUCCCGCCGCGUCCUCCUCGUCUCCUCCCCCUCCGCGGCCGAGGACUGCCUCUCCAAGAAUGACGCCGUCUUCGCCAACCGCCCCCGCCUCCUUGUCGGCAAGCACCUCGGCUACAAUCACACCUCCUUGGUCUGGUCAUCCUACGGCGAUCACUGGCGAAAUCUGAGGAAAGUUUCGUCCGUUGAAGUUCUGUCGGCUCACAGAUUGCAGACUCUGCAAGGAAUUAGGGUUGAUGAGGUUCGGGCCAUGGUUCGGGCUCUGAGCCGAGCCUCGGGCGAGCGGAAGCUGGUGGACAUGAAAGCGAUGUUCUUCGAGAUGACGAUGAACGUGGUGAUGAGGAUGAUCGGCGGGAAGGCGUACUACGGAGGGAACGUGGAGAAGGCGGAGGAGGGGCGGCGGUUUAGGGAGAUCGUGGCGGAGACGAUGCGGCUCAUGGCGGCGUCGAAUAUGGGGGAUUAUUUGCCGUGGUUGGGAGAUGGCGGCGUGGAGAAACGGAUGGUGGAGCUGCAUAGGAACAGGGACGAUUUUAUGCAGGAGCUCGUGGAAGAGUGUAAGAUAAAACGUCGGAGUUAUGGCGACGGCGAGACCAAAACCAUGAUUGAGAUGUUGCUCGCCUUGCAAGAUAAGGAGCCGGAGUAUUAUACAGAUGAGCUCAUUAGAAGUCUCAUGCUGAGUCUGGUAAUCGCCGGCACGGAUACAUCCUCCGGCACAAUGGAGUGGGCCCUCUCUCUCCUCCUGAACAACCCGCACGUGCUGAAGAAGGCCCAGGCGGAGAUCGAUGCCGUGGUCGGACACGGGCGUCUGGUCUGCGAGGGCGACGCGGGCGAGCUGCCGUACCUGCGGUGCAUCAUCAGCGAGACGCUGCGCAUGUAUCCGGCGGCGCCGCUGCUUGUCCCGCACGAGUCCUCGGAGGAGUGCAGUGUCGGGGGUUACCGCGUCCCCGGCGGCACCAUGCUGAUGGUGAACACGUGGGCCAUACAGAACGACAGCAGAUACUGGGAGGACGCGGCAGAGUUCAAGCCGGAGAGGUUCGAGGGUUCAGAGCGCCACGGCUGCAAAAUGAUCCCGUUCGGGUCCGGGAGGCGGAGGUGCCCCGGCGAAGGGCUGGCGGCGCGUAUUUUGGGGCUGGCGCUGGGCUCGAUUGUUCAGUGCUUUGAUUGGGAGAGAGAUGGGGAGGAGUUGGUUGAUAUGAGCGAGGGCGUGGGGGUGUCGCUGCCCAGAGCCGCGCCGUUGAUGGCUUAUUGCACACCCCGCUCUCAUGCUGCUCAUCUUCUUUCCACUAUAUGACUAUUACAGAGUAAUGUAUUUUCUAUUUCAUAACUUCUUUUUUCUUUUUCUUUUCUUUGGGAUAGGUUAUUGGAGAGAGGAUAGAUUAGGGCCUAUGCCAAGAAAGAAUUGUGGACGGUACGUAGUGAUGGACCGAUGGUCCCCCAAAAGCUAUCAACUAUCAAGUGCGUAGAUAGUUUGUGUGA
Messenger RNA from Salvia miltiorrhiza (redroot sage), 1824 nucleotides. Its product is annotated as cytochrome P450 81Q32-like. The coding region runs from base 143 to 1639 and encodes 498 amino acids. Gene Ontology annotation, molecular function: monooxygenase activity; heme binding; oxidoreductase activity, acting on paired donors, with incorporation or reduction of molecular oxygen. The transcript has 2 exons. Lineage: Eukaryota; Viridiplantae; Streptophyta; Magnoliopsida; Lamiales; Lamiaceae. The record is from RefSeq and is a predicted model, not a curated record.